This is a messenger RNA of Dichotomopilus funicola, 2376 nucleotides long. RefSeq names its product Six-hairpin glycosidase-like protein. Gene Ontology annotation, biological process: cellulose catabolic process. The record is from RefSeq and is a predicted model, not a curated record. Bases 1 to 2376 code for a protein of 791 amino acids. Gene Ontology annotation, molecular function: hexosyltransferase activity; carbohydrate binding. Lineage: Eukaryota; Fungi; Ascomycota; Sordariomycetes; Sordariales; Chaetomiaceae. The transcript has a single exon.
AUGAGGAAAGAAGCAUCCAUCCUGCGGCCUUCGAACAAUGGCAACCGCUAUGAGCUCACCAGCCCCACCGCUAUGCCCAAGGCAGGCGGCUUUCUCUGGAACCAGAAGAUGAUGAUCCAGAUCACCUGCCGCGGGUAUGCCACGGCGCAGUUCAUGCAGCCGGAGCCCGCGAAGUACGCUUACGCCCCCAAUAUUGAGGCCAAGACUUUUAUGCAGCCGGAGCCGAAUUACUACGCCCACCACCCGGGCCGCUUUGUCUACAUCAAGGACCUCGAAACGGGCGAGCUCUUCUCAGCGCCUCAUGAGCCCGUCCGCGCCACGGCUGAUCGCUUUGUUUUUUCCGUCGGCAAGAGCGAUGUCGCCUGGGCCGUGGAGUACAUGGGCGUCCGCGUCGAGAUGGUUAUGGGCCUCCCGACCCACGACGUGGCCGAGCUCUGGACGAUCCGGGUCACUAACAUCUCGGGCCGUCCACGUCGGCUCAGCGUGACACCUUACUUCCCCAUCGGCUACAUGUCCUGGAUGAACCAGUCGGCUGAGUGGAAUGACGAUGUCGUCGGUGUCGUCGCCAGCUGCGUCACACCCUACCAGAAGGCCACCGAGUACUUCAAAACCAAGUACAUCAAGGACAAGACAUAUUUCCUCUGUGAGACGCCGCCAGAUUCAUGGGAUGCGAGCCAGCAGGCGUUUGAGGGUGAAGGCGGCCUUCAUAACCCCUCCGGUCUGCAGGAACCCAAGUUGAGUGGCAGCGAUGCGCGCUACGAGACCCCAACGGCCGCCGUGCAGUACCGGAUUGCGCUGAAGCCGAACGAGGAGCGGGAGUACCGGUUCAUGUUUGGACCCGCCUACGAUAUUGCCGAGGUCCAGACCAUGCGCGCGCGUUACCUGAGCAAGCAGGCAUUUGUCCGGGCUGCGGACGAGUACGCGGCGUACAUGGCGCGCGGGCGUGGGUGUCUACGCAUCGAGACGCCCGACAAGGAGCUCGACAACUUUGUCAACCACUGGCUCCCUCGUCAGGUCUUCUAUCACGGCGACGUCAACCGGCUCACCACAGACCCGCAAACGCGCAACUAUUUGCAAGACAACAUGGGCAUGAACUACAUCAAGCCCGAUGUUCCCCGCAAGGCCUUCAUCAGGGCGCUUUCACAACAAGAGGCUAACGGCGCCAUGCCCGACGGUAUUCUGUUGGCGGAGGGUGCGGAACUCAAGUACAUUAACCAGAUUCCCCACACCGACCACUGUGUUUGGCUCCCUCUCACCCUCGAGGUCUACCUUUCUGAGACGGGUGACUACGGGCUGCUGAAGGAGCGUGUCCGCACCGAGAAUGGAGACAACUUCACCGUCUUUGAGCGUUUCAGCCGCGCCAUGGACUUUUUGCUGCAACUACGUGACGAGCGUGGGCUGAGCUACAUCGCGCAGGGCGAUUGGUGUGACCCGAUGAACAUGGUCGGGUACAAGGGCAAGGGCGUUUCGGGAUGGCUCACCGUUGCGACAGCGUUCGCCUUGAAGAUCUGGGCGGAUGUGUGUGAGCACGAGAAGGCUACGGACUUGGCAAAGCACUUCCGGGACGGCGCGGCGGAUUGCAAUGCGUCGGCGAACAAGCACCUCUGGCACGGUGACUGGUUCGCGCGUGGCAUCACAGACGACAACGUGGUCUUCGGCAUCAAGAAGGAUCCCGAGGGCCGCAUCUGGCUCAACCCGCAAUCAUUUGCCAUUCUCGGCGGCGCGGCAAACGAAGAGCAGAUCUCCCGCAUGCUCCCGCAGAUCGAUUCGCAACUCGACACUCCGUAUGGCGUGCUCAUGUUUGCCCCCCCAUUCACCAAGAUGCGUGAGGACGUUGGUCGUGUCACACAAAAGGCGAUCGGGUCGGCAGAGAACGGGUCCGUGUACAACCACGCCGGCGUGUUUUACAUUCACAGCUUGUACCAGCUUGGCGGGCAGCAGGAUCGUGCGUUUAAGCACUUGCGCCAAUUAUUGCCUGGCCCCACGGAGACCGACUACCGCCAGCGUGGCCAGCUGCCCAUCUUCUUGCCCAAUUACUACCGCGGUGGCUGGCGGGAGUUCCCCCGGACAGCCGGUCGCUCGAGUCAGCUGUUCAACACCGGCACGAUCUCGUGGGCGUACAGGUGUGUGAUCGAGGGCCUGUGCGGACUCCGGGGUGAUGCGGAGGGCUUGGUGGUGCAACCCCAGCUGCCGAGCGAGUGGAACUCGAUCAAGGUCACCCGCGAAUUCCGCAAUGCGACGUUCCACAUCGAUAUCCUCCGGGCGGGUGUCAAGGAAGUGGUCGUCAAGGUGGAUGGCCAGACAUUGCCGGAGCCCAAGAUCACCAACAUCAAGCCCGGUAAGGCGUACCAGGUCUCCGUCCUGGUGCCGCAGUAA